AUGGAAGAGAACAUUCCACGAAAAGUUCUUUGUAAUGAAUGUCAAUUUGAAUGGUGUUUCUUUUGUCAUUCACCAUGGCAUGACAAAAUGUCUUGUAAACAAUAUCAAAAAGGUGAAAAAAUGUUUCGAUCAUGGACUCAACGAAUUGAUCAUAAUCAAUUAAAUGCACAAAAAUGUCCUCGUUGUAAAAUUUAUAUAUCACGAAAUGGUGGUUGUCCACAUAUGAUUUGUUCAAAAUGUCAAUGUGAUUUUUGUUAUAAUUGUGGUCGAAGAAGAUUCGCUUGUAAAUUCUUUGGUUCACAUGAAAGUCGAUAUUCACCAUUAGGAUGUAAAUAUAAUUUAUAUCCUAAUAAACCUAUUCUUCGUCAUACAAUACGUGGAUUAGUUACUGGUGUUGCAGCGUUAGCAAUACCGAUUGCAGUUGUUGGUGUAGUUACAGUUUUAGCUGUUGGAACAACAAUUGCUGUGCCAAGUUAUGGAACAUAUCGUUUAAUUAAACAUAUUCAAUCAAAAAGAUAUGAACGUCAACAAAGACAUCGAAUAGAAACAAUAUCAAGACAGUGGACAACAAGGGAUAGUGUUUCAACAUUUGUUAAUGAACAAAAUACAGAAGUUGAUGAAAUUGAAAGAGCUAUUCGAGCAAGUUUAAUAACAUUUCGAGAAGAAAUAAUUCGAAGAGAAGAACAACGUGAAAUUAAUCCUUAUUCAAUCGGACAUUUUCAUCAUUUCGAUCAGAGUGAUUUAGAUGAUGAUGAUGAUUGUUUCGAUGAAUAA
Messenger RNA from Adineta ricciae, 774 nucleotides. Lineage: Eukaryota; Metazoa; Rotifera; Eurotatoria; Adinetida; Adinetidae. The record is from the annotation of a GenBank genome assembly.